Molecule: messenger RNA, 1951 nt
Organism: Parasteatoda tepidariorum (common house spider)
Lineage: Eukaryota; Metazoa; Arthropoda; Arachnida; Araneae; Theridiidae
Product: ADP-ribosylation factor-like protein 15
Molecular function (GO): GTPase activity; GTP binding
Source: RefSeq, a predicted model, not a curated record
GACCGUCACCAUAAUGUAUGUAAAUAAAGAUAAAAAUAAACAAAUUUCCUUUUUGCCGAAAGGGCAAAUUAAUAAGUAUGGAUUUAACUUAGUUUAUAUUAUUUUUACUAUCUUUAAUUUAUUGCUACAGGUUGCACUAUUAUGCCCAAAGUAUUUGAUAACGUACAAUUUGGUUUUGCUGCUUGUAGAAUCGGAAUGAGGAAGUGCUGGCAGUGGCUCAGCUGCUAUCGGCCGGUUAUUAUCAUUAGAGAUCAAUAUCAAAUUUUAUGCAUCGGUUUGGAAGGUUCCGGGAAAACUACUGCAUUAGCAACCUUAGUUGGAGAAUCAGUAAAUGAUAUAGAGCCUACUACAGGUUUCAACAUUAAAACCUUACCUUUAAAAGAUACAGUUGUGGAUAUAAAAGAAUUAGGAGGCUCAGAAGUGAUUCGGCCUUUUUGGAGUAAAUAUUUUGAAGGGCAGCAUGGUAUUCUGUAUGUUAUCAAUGCAGCUGCUAGUGAGGAAAUGUUAAAACAGUCAUCAAAAAUUUUACAGGAAACUCUUCAAAACAGCUCUUUAAAAGGUCUUCCCUGUGUUAUUCUUGCAACUCAUCAAGAUGUUGAAGGCUCAAAAUCUCACCAAGAAAUAUUGCAUCUUUUCCAAGGAGUUUUACAUGGAAGAAAAUGGCAAGUGCACAUGUGUGGUUUUCAGGAUCGGGAUGGAGUGCAAUCAAGCUUAGAAAACCUUGUUGACUUAAUGACUGGAAUAUCAUGACCAUAAUAAUGUGACAAUACACACCUCUUUAUUUAUUUUCUCAAAUUUAUGUUACCAUUUAGCUUUCUACUUAAUUUUUUCUUUGCAUACAUUGCUAUUAUAUCCAAAAUUUUUUUAUAUUUAUUUUAGGGAUGAAGAUGCAUAUUUUAAAAAUGAUAAUUCAAAAUUAUUUAGCAUAAUAAUAAACUUAUUUUAAGAAAAUUUUAUAAAUUUUUUAGAAAUUAAAGUUACUGCUGCUAUAAUGAUAACUUAUUUAGAAUUUUAAUUUACUUAGAGUACAAUAUUUAAGGCAUUAUUUCUCAUUCAUAAUUAAAAGAUAAAGCCUUUUUGGGCUAAAGUCUCUAUCAUCUCAAUUUUUGUAGCCUUUGGGUUUAGGAUGUCAAUUUCUACCUUUCAUUUAUUUAUAAAAGCCAACUUCAAAUUCAUUUUAUUAAUUACAAUUAGGGUCAGCAAUAAUUCUGUUUAUGUGAUAUAGUGUGUAUAAAUAAAAUUACAAAUUUUUUUUUUUUGCCAGUGGAAAAAAAUCUAAAUGAAAUGCAAGCAACAGAAUAACAAAAGACAAAUUUAAAACAAUCAUGGUGAUUUCAGCAUAGUCUGCUGUUACUGAAGAAUAUAAAUAGGACAUUUAAAUUAUAUUGGAUAGGGACUCAUUGUUAGUAAAAAAGAACCUGAAAAUUUGUAUAUCUUGUAUAAAGCAUACUUUCGAAAUUCUUGUGGAAUUGCUGGACGGAAAUAAAUAGUUUUUAUUUAAUUUCCUUAAAAUAGUUUUUUUGUUUGUUUAAACCUGUGCUUUGUUUUAAAUUUAAACUGGUAGUUAUUUUUGUUUUUAAAAGUUGAUAUAAAUGAUAAUCCAUGUGCUAAUUCAGUAGUAAUUAUAUAAUUUAAAUUUAUUUCAUGGAAAUUCUUUUCAAAACCUAAUUAUUUUUAACAGUAUAAAUAAAUAUUUCAAAAAGAUUCAUUGCUAAAAUAAUCAUCAAUUAAUUUCAAAAUUAAAAAUUUACUUAAAUAAAGAUAUAAAAAUAUAUAAUUAUAAUAAUAAAAAAAUGAUUGGUUCAAUGAGAAAAAUUAAAAUAAUUAAAAAAAUAAACAGGCAUUUUUUUUUCAAAGAUAAUUUGGUUUAAACCGUAUGGGUUAAAACUAACCAACCCUGUUUAUAGUACUGCAGUAUGAACUUUAAGUCUUUGCACAGGUAAGAUAUAAA